Molecule: messenger RNA, 3038 nt
Organism: Drosophila santomea
Lineage: Eukaryota; Metazoa; Arthropoda; Insecta; Diptera; Drosophilidae
Product: armadillo-like helical domain-containing protein 3
Biological process (GO): regulation of Golgi organization
Cellular component (GO): cytosol
Source: RefSeq, a predicted model, not a curated record
GGUAUUUUGAUUACUCACUCCUAUGGUCACUCCCCAAUCACAAAGUUUACUAUUGCCCACCCACAAUUUCUGCCAACUUCCGAUAUAUUUUUACAGCAGCAGACUAUGAGUUUCUGAAACCAAUCCCCUAGGUCAAUAAUAUCCACAUCCAGUCAUGACCUCACGCAAGCGAAGUGGCAGCGGCUCCACCAAGCGGCCCAAGGAGAAGGUGGUCUACAUAUACGAGCUGUUGUGCCGGGGCGAGGAUCCCAGCAGCGAGAGUCCCGAGUUCUGGAACGAGUUCUUCCUGCUGCAGCCGAACUUCGAGGCACUGGAGAAUGAGAUUGGCAAACUCAACAACGAGCAGCUGCAGCUGGUGAAACCGAAUCUAAACAACCUCUUCCAGAGGUGCAUCGAAAUGCUUGACACGGAAGAUCAUCCCAAGCGCCUGUGCAACAGUCUACAAACGCUAUGCUCCUUGUUCUACGGGAUCUUUAAGAAGUCCAACGCAGAUCCCACGUUUAACAUAUUGAACGAGAUCUUCGGCCACGAGAAGAUGGACGAAUGGCUGAAGCUACUCAUGCAGUACUGCAAUCGCAUCCUCCUGGGUGAUGUGCCCGAGAACACUCGCUUUAUGUGCCUCAAACUGCUCCAGGUUCUGGUCACGGGCACGGAUAACGUCAACCAGAACUCCCUCUUCGAGCACCUGAUGAUGCACAGCAUGUUCGACGCCUUUGUCCGGCUACUCAGCGAUCCCACGUUCCGCAGUCAGCAUGGACACGACAUCGUUAUCCUACUUACGAUUCUGGUCAACUAUCGCAAGCAUGAAGCCACGAAUCCCUAUGUGGUGCAGCUCUCCAUACUCGCUGAUGAGCUGGCUUUAAAUGGCUACGGCCAAAUGAUAUCGCAAUCGCUAAUUGACUUCUGUCGCCAGUACAUUCAGAGUCUUAACAAUGUGCAAUCCUCUUCCUGGUUUUCGUCGCUGUCGAAUAUCGUGGGCAACAUGUUUGUGUCGGAUGAAGGAUGCGAACGGGUGCAGCAGAUCAAGGCGAAUAAUGGCCUUUUGCUUGCCCUAUAUGAGGCAGUGCACCUGAAUCGGAACUUCAUCACAACUCUGGCUCACACACAGGCAGAGUCCAGUGCCCCGCCCUCGCCCAGUAAUACCUUGAGUUUGGCCCAACCUGUGCCGGUAUCCAAUGCACCCAUCAUUGAUAUUACACAGUAUCCCACCAAUCUGCUGGUGGCCGUAUUUCAGUACUGUUCCAUUGUGAUGCAGGACAAUAAGAACGAGUCGAGCAUUGCUAAUCUGAAGCUGUGUUUCCUCAUCCUCACCUGCAUUUCAGAGGACCAGUAUGCCAACUCGAUGAUGCACGACAGCAACCUUACCUUCAAGGUUAUGCUGCAUCGGGCGCAGAUGCGUCAUCGCAAGCUGAAUGUGGAUCGGGUAGGCAAAUCUCAGCCAUUGGCAGCCACUUUACUGGACCUCCUGGUAGAGUUCAUUGUAUCGCAUUUGAUGAAAAAGUUCCCGAUGGAGCUGUAUCUGCUGUGCAUUGGUGUUAUACAUCGAAUCUUGUGCUACCAAAAGCGAUGUAGAGUGCGCCUCAACUAUCCGUGGAAGGAACUUUGGUCGGCUCUAAUUGGCCUUCUGCGGUUUUUGGUCAACCAAGAACAGACACUGGUGAAAAAGUGCAACAUAUUCCAUUUGUCGCUACAGGUGGUGAAUAUAUUUAAUCUGUUUAUUACGUAUGGUGAUACUUUCCUGGCCACAACAAAUAGCUAUGAUGAGCUCUACUACGAACUGAACCGCGAAGAAAAGGUAUUUACGGAAAUACAUGCCAUGGUUCUUCGCUAUACAACGAUGCCGGACUGCGAAUACAAAGACGAUGUAAUCAAACUCUUAAACGCUUUGGUUAAUAUCCUGGCCAUUGUUAAACACUUCCAGAACAAGAUCAAGGAAUGGCUGGCAGAGCAAGGCCUCUCUACGCCCACGGAGGAGCAGAUACUCGAUGUGGUGCGCAAGAACUACGAUCUGACGCUCAAACUGCAGGACUCCCUGGAUCAAUACGAACGUUACACAGAAACGCCGCUGCACACCAACUUCUUUAAGCUGAUGGUUCGCGACGUUGUCAAUGAUACGCGCAAGCACAUUUACGGCUAUGUGAAGGAGGCCGUAUCUGUUAUUCCGGACCAGGAAAUACUCCUCACCUCCUCUAUGACAUCCGUUUCGGCCGGUACAGCCACUCCGGCUUCAGCAACAGCAGUGCCAGAAGCAAAAGGGUUGCCUUCUUUUGCGUAGUUUUGUAAUUGUAUUUUAAUAUAAAUCAAAUCUCUGGAUGCGUAAACUCGAUGUAAUCUAUAAGAUUUAAAGUGCUUUGCGAGACUUUAUAGCUAAAACAGUGCACUUAAAGCAAAAACAUAUUCUGUGCAAGUUUUUUACAUAAGUAUACAAAAUAUAUAAAUAUUACGUGUAUAUAAAAUCAAACACAAUCACCUCCUUACCACUCCUAUUUUCUAUUAAAGCAUGCCGAAUGAGUAAACUUACCUGGCAAUUUUUUCGAGCUGUUUAAAUGUUAAUUUGGAAAAGUCGCCACCUAAUCUUUGUUGAAAACUAUUUUAAAGGGAGCACCGGAUUUCAAAAAAGGAUAUUUCAUUUGACGCAAAUUUUAACGCUGGCCCAACUAGUCAAUUUUCUUACAUAUCUACUUUUACAUUUCCAAUUUUGUUUACUUUAUAUAUAAUAUAAUAGUCGCCAAACUCUUCCGGUGCGAUUCGUCACUACGUGGUAUGUCGUCCACUGUGACAAAUUUGCAUUGAUUUGCAAAAUGAUUUAGACAGUGUGAUUAUUAUUGUUGCUCUUUUAUUUAUUCCCAAACUUUCCACGUGUGUAUAAUCUUUAAUUCAAAAAUGCGUAUAAAUAUUUGUAAAGUAUUUCUUCUGGUUAUACAGGCGUGUGUAUUGGCUCUAAUUAUAUCGCUACGAUUUAUAAAUGGUAUAUGUUUAACUUUAGCAUGCAAUAUUUGCACGCAUUUAACAAUUGAAUGCAUUAAAAUUGAUCAUGG